AUGCAAGGAUUCAACAACGGAACAUGCAACAACCACAUUGGCAUGGGCGUCCGAUACAACGCCGAGAAGAAGAAAAUUGGCAACUACUACUCGACUCCAAUUUACUCCUUUCGAUGUAAAUGCCAUCUGUGUGACGGGUGGUUUGAGAUUCAGACGGAUCCCAAGAACACACGUUAUGUUGUGACCUCAGGAGCAAGACGAAAAGAAGAAGAUUGGGACCCAGAAGAGCACGGAGGUUUCGCAAUACAUGGCCAGUACACAUUCCAUACCGUUUUUCACACGGACAAGGAAGGCGUCCCACUUGACCCGCUCGCCGCUCUUGAAAAGACCACUACCACCGAGAAGCUCAUCAACGAAGUCCAGAAGCCACGAAUAGAGGCACUCCAAACUGUAUCGGACCGCUACAAUGCCGACCCUUAUACCCUCUCCUCGAAAGUCCGUAGACGGUUUCGCGAGGAAAAGAAGAUCGAAAAAGAAAAGAGAAAGGCUGACGACUCGCUGAAAGGCCAGUACGGGCUGCCAGAAGAGCUCAAGUUGUUAGACGAUAACAACGAGAUGAAAGAAGACGCCAAAGCUUUGUGGACCAAGGCCAAACGGGAGCUGGAAGAGAGGAAAGCUGGAGAUGUUAAGAGGAGGAGACUCACCGUGGACGGUCUUCCCAGCUCCUCUUCAACAUCAUUACUCUCCCCUUCCUCGUCGUCUAGGUCAUCCUUUUCUUCCUCCCUGUCACGCAUAUCGUCGUCCUCACUGAUGGGGUCUUCUCGCCCAUCGUCGGCAUCAUCCAAGCCCAAGGCAGAUUCGUUGAACUCUCUCAAAGCCCGCAUACUUCAAAAUACGGCGAGUCGAUCUCGACAAUCACUCGGAUCUUCUGGGAGUGCGCACACCACUACCACAGCCACGAAGAACGGAAGGAACGGGAUUGAGGUCAGCGGUAUUUCGAAGGAAUAA
Coprinopsis cinerea okayama7#130 is the source of this 948-nucleotide messenger RNA. RefSeq lists its product as hypothetical. Gene Ontology annotation, cellular component: U2-type spliceosomal complex; post-mRNA release spliceosomal complex. Gene Ontology annotation, biological process: mRNA splicing, via spliceosome. Lineage: Eukaryota; Fungi; Basidiomycota; Agaricomycetes; Agaricales; Psathyrellaceae. Bases 1 to 948 code for a protein of 315 amino acids. The transcript is spliced from 4 exons. The record is from RefSeq and is a predicted model, not a curated record.